Messenger RNA from Falco peregrinus (peregrine falcon), 3364 nucleotides. RefSeq names its product PDZ and LIM domain 1 (gene PDLIM1). The coding region runs from base 2174 to 3001 and encodes 275 amino acids. Gene Ontology annotation, cellular component: stress fiber; Z disc; filamentous actin. The transcript has 4 exons. Gene Ontology annotation, molecular function: muscle alpha-actinin binding; actin binding. Lineage: Eukaryota; Metazoa; Chordata; Aves; Falconiformes; Falconidae. The record is from RefSeq and is a predicted model, not a curated record. Gene Ontology annotation, biological process: actin cytoskeleton organization; heart development; muscle structure development.
CUGCAGGAGACCCGAGGCCAUGGCAAGGGUACCCCGCUGUUAUCCCAGCUCUCUUUCAGCACAAGGGCAGGAGCAGAGGCACGAGUGUGGAUGUGGCUCCCAGGGGCAGGGCUCGGAGCAGCGGGGAACAUUUCAUGAGGUGCAGAAAUGAAAUUAAUGCUGUUGUGUUUCUUUGUUUAGCAGAGACCGGCGCAGUUUCCGUGUGCGUUCAGCGUGACGUGCCGGCCAGCUGCCCUGAACAGGUGCUGACAGCUUGUGGCGAGCCCCUUGGAAAGCCGGCAUGCGGUGCUGGCUGCGUGCGGUGCUGGGCGGUGGUGCUGGGCGGCCGGGGUGCCCGUCCUCGCCUGGCCGGGGGCGCAUAGCUGGGCUCUGCCGAAGGUUGCAUCUUUCCAUUUUUUUAUUGUUGAACCUCGCCUUUCACAGGCGUUUUGAAAAAUAGCUGGAACAUCCGUACAUGUGCGAGCGGGUUUAUCUAUGGUGGGAUCAGAAAGGGUCCCAACGUUAGAAGAGCCUAUUGACGUUUAUGGUCACGUCUGAGCUUCACCAGAAAGUUAACCCUAGAACUCCAAAGCUCCUCCUUUUUCCGUUGGAAGCAAUAAUCCAGGAGCUGUCUGAGAGCUUUCUGGCUGUGUUGGUCAAGUUACUUGUUUGCCCUAAGUCUCUAUAGCAGUACCAAACUGCCUGGAAGGCUUUUCACCCACUUUUACAGCAAAAGCUGCGAGGCCAAUGCUUUAGGUGAUAUUUGGCUAAAGUCCUGACUUGUGAAUGGGGAGGCAGGAGUAACUCCAGCCUCUGCUUUGCAGGGCACAAAAGCCUGAGGUUGCAGUUUAGUUUAGCAGGAGCCUGAAGCUCGCCCCAGACCGACGGCAGUGUGGGGCCUCCUUGGCAGCGCCGGGUGCUGCAGCCGGUGGGUGAGGUGAUCUGUCUGUUGCUCACUUGCUUCUGGUAGAUCUCAGCAGCCUCAUUCAGGGGCUGAGCAAAGGCAGAGUGAGGAGGAGGGAAACCUGACUGUGUUCCCGUGAUGGGACCACUUGGCAGUGACAUCCCACCUCUGGUCUAGGCUGGAGUGCCCGCCAGCUGGGAGCUGUCCUGGAACCCAGGUGUAUUUGGCUGGGAACUUGUGGCUGAUCCCUUUUUCUUGCAGGGAUCAGUAAAGAGGUGGGCUUCUUCUAGUGCUGUGGCUCGUUGUGCUGCUCCUUGCAGGAAGGUACCUGCUGCGGGGCGGGUACAUGGCAGCUCUUCCAUCUUUCCCUUGCUGAAACACAGCAAGUUGCAAAGGAAUGCUGGGGGCACUGUGCGUGAGACCUUUGCCAAUAUGCUUUUUCCAGAGUCAUCAAUAGUAACUUAAUUGCUGCUGGUUUUCAGUGGCAGCCAGGGGCCUCGCCCUGCCAUUGAAACCCCACUGCGGUCUCCCUAUGCACAAACACAGGACGUGUAGGUUCUCCCUUCACGCAGCCCUCCAGCUGCUUUUAAAUUCCCACCUGUGUGUUUUGCUGAGUUAUUUGUCCACGGCUGCCCUUGCUCCGGGUUGAUCUGGCAUUUAUCUGUGUCCCCAUCCCGCACCCAGCAGCCACGCAGCCUGCCCCAAGCCAGCAGCCGGGGGUGACGCAGCACGGGGACCUGAUCCAGGCUCCAUGCUCAGAGGGUGCGUGCCGGAGCUGCAGGGCUGUGGUACAGGCGGAAACAACAGCAACCGUCUCCACUGGAUUCAGUGUCGCAAAGCAAGCGGGGAGGACAGGGAGAAGCCCUGCUGCUGAGCACAUCUCUUUUGGGAUGGGGGUGAUUGCCCCUCAGCAGGGUGCCCAGGCUGGCUUUGGGAAGGUCGGCAGUGAAGGUGGCAUUUUUGGCUGGCCAGUGGGACCAGGAAGCCAGUUCAUAGUGAAACCUCUGCUGCCACGUCUUCGUUGCUUUUACAGCCCCUGCGUUUGCUCAUCAGUGGAGCGAGGGCGUUUUAGUUUUUGUGUCGGCACACCGGGAGUGCGAGAGCAGAGCCACAGCGUUAGCCAGAAGCCUUUAAUGCAAAGCCAUGGUGUGUCCCUCGGGCAGUAUUCUGCAACUGCUUGUGUUGCUUGGAGCAGCUGGUCAUUCAUUAGUUCUUAUUAAUGAACAUUAUUAAUUCUUAAUUCUUCAUUAAUUUCUUCCUUCUUUCUUUCUCCUCUGCAUUUUUUGCUUGAUGCCACCAACACAAAACACAACCAAAACACAACUCAAAAAACCGCCUGUGUGGGCCCGCAGCUGCCCGGCAUCGGUGGGUGUGAUGCAGGCUCCCCUCGCCUCCGUCUGUAGCCCUGUGCAGGCGCAGCCCCCCGAGGUGCCGCGGCGGAGGCACAGCACCUCCUCCAUCCCCAGCCAGCUUCGAGCAGGGCCCCAGCAGCUGAAGCACGUGGCCCGGGUCUGCCCCAACAGCCCCGUGGAAGUGGAGGUGCCGGGACUCAAAGUGCUGCACGUGCAGUUCAAUUCGCCCCUGCAGCUCUAUUCACAGAGCAACAUCAUGGAUUCGCUGCAGGGGCAGAUCUCUUCCAUUAGCCCCGACUUCCCCAGUUUGGAUCAGCAUAACCAGCCCCCAGGUGGCAUUGUCAUAGACAGAGAAUCUGAGGUUUACAAGAUGCUCCAGGAGAACCAAGAGUCAAAUGAGCCGCCCAGACAGUCUGCUUCGUUCCUCGUGUUGCAAGAGAUUUUGGAGUCAGAAGAGAAAGGAGACCCUACCAAGCCAUCGGGCUUUCGGAGCGUCAAAGCCCCCACCACGAAGGUGGCCUCAUCCAUCGGCAGCGCCCAGAAGCUGCCCAUGUGUGAGAAGUGCGGCUCUGGUAUCGUCGGUGUGUUUGUGAAGAUCCGGGACAAGCAGCGUCACCCCGAGUGCUACGUCUGCAGCGACUGUGGCACCAACCUCAAGCAGAAAGGACACUUCUUCGUGGAAGACCAAAUCUACUGUGAGAAGCAUGCGCGGGAGCGGGUGGUUCCCCCGGAGGGCUACGAGGUGAUCACCGUCUUCCCCAAGUAAACCGCGCUGCUCACAAAGCCAGUCUCGAUGGUUUAUCCAUUGCUGCUUUUCCUUGGAAAGCAUCCUUCCUGCCCCCUCCGCUGAAUCUUGUUUGUAUUAAGGAAUGCUAGGCAUGGCUUUGAAUUCCCUUGCCAUUAAUCCGCCAUCUGUUCACAGGAGAUGUCACUAAUUGUUCAACAUUCUUUUCAUCUCCUCUUUUGCUGUUUGGGUUUGGUUUUUUUUAGAUACACAUAAUUAUUUUUUUCCUCCUCCUUUGUGCUCUCAAUUGCACAGGAAAAUCAGAGGCCUAAGUCAGAUUACAGAUCUUCUGUGUCCCAGUUAUUUGCCUUCUGUUUGCAUUCAAUAAAUGGGGUAAAUCCACAA